Messenger RNA from Rhopilema esculentum, 4547 nucleotides. Its product is annotated as soluble guanylate cyclase 88E. Gene Ontology annotation, biological process: nitric oxide-cGMP-mediated signaling; cGMP biosynthetic process; response to oxygen levels. Gene Ontology annotation, cellular component: guanylate cyclase complex, soluble. NCBI's taxonomy places the organism in Eukaryota, Metazoa, Cnidaria, Scyphozoa, Rhizostomeae, Rhizostomatidae. Gene Ontology annotation, molecular function: guanylate cyclase activity; heme binding. The record is from RefSeq and is a predicted model, not a curated record.
UGUAAAGAAACAUGUAGAUUCUUUUCACGACUCCUUCAAGGAUCUCAUGAACAUAUAGAGAAAUUUCAAGGGAAAACUGAGAAAAUUCCCCAAGACAACUGCUUUGGAAACUGAAGAAGGAAUACAUCCUGAACAUUUGGUUAAUAAAGUAUUAGAGAAGAACCAAGAAGAUGAUAAAGUUUUAUGUAAUGAUUUUAUAACAAGGCCAGCAGCAGAUUUUGAAAUGCCACGAAGGAGUUACUUGUUUUUGAAAAACCACAGAAGUAUAAUGCAUCUGUAUUAUGAGUUAGGCGCAACGUCAUACGAUAUUGAAGAACAGACCCUUGGUCAUUUAUUUUUACAUAGUAGACAUUUUGGAACCAUUGCGCAUCAGUAAUCAUUUAUUUCGUCCAUUUCUUGUAACAAAUGUAUCACCUAGAAGUUUUCAAAUGGUCGAAUAUUCAAAGCAAAGGUUGACCACUAGAAAUUUCGAAUGGUCAACCUUUGCUUUGAAUAUUCUCAUCUCGAACAAAUUUCAAUUUCCCUUGAGAGUUUGAGAUAGCAAAAGUAAACUUGAAGUGUCCUGAACGAAUCUUUGUUGCAUGGUUACAUGUGACAGGAGCCUCUAAAAGCGAGACAAAAUAAAUGUGCACCAUUUCAAGUUCACAAAGUCAAAGUGGGUAUAUUUGUGCGUGAUUUUGCUUUAAAGCAACGAAGGAGUAGCUGAAACCAGCAAAAAAAUGAUGACUCGAUGAUGCAAGAUAAUGGAUUUAUAAAGAAAGAUUUUUCAGAUGAAGAUGAGGAUCAGAGUAUGACAUUACAAUCAGUGUUUUGAUUGCUGUUGCGAAGGAGCAUGCUAGCCACAUGUCAUGACAACAAGACAAUGCUUUGUUUAAUUGGUUUCAGUCAGACAAUCAGUAAUCUUCCCUUUAUCGUGUUUUCUUGUUAAUAUCCUUAAAGUAGACGAAGAUUGCCCAAUCAUAUUCUUUCGAAUUAGAAAAUUAUAAUACGCCAUGCAUAUAUAUGUUUAUUCCUAUUAUAUUUGUCUGUCACCGUGAUAAGCUUGUUUUGUUCUAACUGCUGUGUAAUGUAAGAUAAGUCUGACGCAAAGCGCCGGCAAACUUCCAACUCCCUGUAGACAUCGGCAUAGAGACAUACCUACAGAAUUGGCAGCUUUUCAGUGAUUUGCAGCCUAAACAACAGGAGCAGGCAACAAUGUGCUAGGUCAUAUGCCUUGAAAUCUCUUCUUUUCGUCGCAAGAAUGUAUGGUCUUAUCCUCCACAACUUGCAGUCUUUCCUUUUAAAUGAGUUUGGGGAAGAUAUUUAUCAUCUCAUUCGCCGAGAAGCUGGCCUUCAAGAGUAUGUUUAUUGCGUGCACAAGCGAUAUCCAGACGACGAACUCAUGCAGCUCGCUGUCGCUGCCGCAAAAGUCACAGGCUGGUCCAAGGAAAAGAUUCUUCAUGGAAUGGGCUUGAAAUUCCCACGUGUUUGUGGCGAAUAUGGCUAUCAUAAAAUGCUGAAAACAGUUGGAAGAAAUCUCAAAGAAUUUGUUAAUGGUCUUGACUAUAUGCACGAUUGUCUGCGUUUCUCCUACCCCGGAAUGCGAACACCAAGUUUCUACUGCGAUGAAGAAACGGAAGAUGGACUAAGGCUCCACUAUCGCUCCAAGAGAAAUGGCUACACUUCUUAUGUAUGUGGCCAACUCGAGGAAAUGGCCUUGUAUCUUUUCAAUAUGAAUAUAACAGCCGAGGUUGAGGAGAAAGAAGAGAGUGCUGAAGGAACCCAUGCCGUUUUCAGACUCCACUUCUUGAACAGGGUGGAAGGAAGAAAGGUCUCCACUGGUGUAAAUGAUGUCUGCUCCACGAUCUCUACAGAGCUCAUUCUUGGAAUGUUUCCUUUUCAUCUGCUGUUUCGUGAAGAUAUGAAGAUGUUUGGAAUUGGUGAAUCUCUUGUCAAAGUGUUGCCAAACAUCCAGGACAAGUUUGUGGACGAAAUUUUCGUGUUAACUCGGCCAGCGAUUCCGUUCACGUGGGAAAGUAUUCGAUCUCAUCCGAACUGCGUUUUUGAGCUGAAUGCUCGUAUCCCUGUGGUGAACAACAGUGACGUCUAUGAAAACAGCGAGGGUGAAGAUGUAUGCUUUUUGCACUUGAAGGGGCAAAUGAAGUACGUGCCAACAUGGAACGCCUUCAUGUAUCUGGCAUCACCUGUUCUAGAAGACCUCGAUCACAUGUUCAAUAUUGGACUCUACCUCAACGAUCUUAGUUUGCACGAUGCAUCACGUGACCUCGUUCUCGUUGGCAAUCAGAAAUCUGCUGAACUGAAAAUUGCGCUUGAGCAGGAGCUGCAAAAAAGUGCAAUGCUUGAAGACAGUAUGAAGAAGCUCGAUGUCGAAAUGCAGAAAACAGACAAGCUGCUAUAUAAUAUGAUUCCUAAGUCAGUUGCAGACAGACUGCGUUCAGGGGACCUGGCAGUCAAUACAUGCGAGAAUUUCGAAAAUGCCAGCAUCUUGUUUAGUGACAUUGUUGGAUUUACUAAAAUCUGCUCACUUAUUCAACCAAUGCAAGUGGUCGAGCUACUGAAUUCAUUAUACACAACCUUCGACAAUCUAAGCGAAAAACAUUCUGUUUAUAAGGUAGAGACCGUUGGUGAUGCGUAUAUGGUUGUAAGCGGGGUACCAGAGCGAAUGAUGAACCAUGGAGAGCGCGUGGCUGAUAUGGCACUAGCAAUGCUUGAUGCUGUCUACCAUAUUCCUGAACCAUCGAAUACCAACGGGCAUCUAAAAAUACGCAUAGGAAUUCAUUCUGGCAGCGUCGUAGCUGGUGUGGUUGGUAUCAAAAUGCCGCGUUACUGUUUAUUUGGUGAUGCCGUCAAUACUGCGUCAAGGAUGGAAUCCCACUCAAUGGCCAUGUCAAUUCAUAUGAGUGAAACAACAAAAAAAGAACUUGAAGGCAAACAUUACGUCAUCCGUAGAAGGGGCAGCAUAAUGGUGAAGGGAAAAGGCUCAAUGCAAACAUAUUGGCUUAUGGGUAGAGGAAAACCUUUAACAGCAGUCUCUUGGCUGUCCCUUAAAGCCGUCGAGCAAUCCGCGGGCCUAAUCGAUAACAUGAUGAUGGACAUGACGCCGGUCUUCGAAGAAACUCUCGACGCUGAAGACAAUCCUCAACCAGCGAAAAAGAGGUUUGAAGAGCCGAGCAGCCAUAAUGGCGUUAAGAACGGUCAUCAUGGUGACAGCCAACAUGGCUGCAUGAAUAGCCAACAUGGCUGCAAUGACAAUGUUGAAGAACGGUCCAGUGACGACAAAGGCAAAGAACACUGGAAGGCUGAUGACAUGAAAACGAAAGAGGACCAAGUGGUGGACAACGUAAGUAGCACAUCAUCCAAUGAUGUUUCACAUUACUUGCAGCUGAAUGGAUCGAAAAGUCAUAUUUCUACAUCACAAACAGCCAAAGCUGUCAAAACCAACCGUGUUAAAAGUACUGCUUGUCAAUUGUUGUAGCGAAAUUUCAAGUGAGCUGGCGAUUUUGCCCCUCCCAAAUUUUCAAACUCGACAUUUUUCAGGAUUUGAAUUAGCUGGUAUUUCGUUUAACGUGAUUGUGGAAGAACAUGAGAACUUAACUCUAAUUCUGCUUGUAAAUAGAUGACUAAUUCGAUGAAAAACAUCGUUAAAGUAUAGGUGUAUUGUAAUUAUGAUAGUGGCUUCUCCGUAGGUAGUUAGAAUUUGUUUUUCUUAUUAUCAAUAUGACAUUAAUGAAGAAAGCCAAUUUGAGGUUUGGGUUCCAUGUAGAAACAGAUAUUGUACAAAAUACACAUGAAUUUCCUACUAUGCUUUGACUCUUCUAACUGCAGCCAGGAUCGUAUUCAGGUAGCGACUACAUUUACUUUUGGUUUUUGAUUUAUGUUUAAAUUUCAGUCUCGAUAUCUAUUUGUCGCUAUGAGAGGUUCCAAUAGGGACCCGGAUCCCGUUUCCCUGUCCUAUUUUCCCUGUCAAUUUUGUCCUUCAUUAGUCUUAAAUACUAAAAUUUGAUUUCAUACGCUGCUUUUUUACCAUCAGUUCCCAUUUUCCAUCAUUCAAGAUAUUCUAUCUCCCAAGAACUAUCCCUGGAAAAUCCAAAAGAUCCCAUUUCACCCUCUCAAUGUUUUCCGUUGCUCUAUCUUGAGCCAAAAACUUUCCUUCAUUUUGAAAAUGUAAUGUUAUUACGAACUGAUGUUUGAAAUUUACAUGGCUUGCUUAUAUUUAAAAACGAGAAUUUUUUUGCCCACUUUCGCUGCUUAAGUUACUAAAUAUGUUUAGGAUAUUUUUUGUUAUGUUCAUUUAUAGAAAAUAGUGAAUUUUAAUAGUUAAUUGUAUCUUGGAGUUUAUAAAUUAUAGUUUCUCUGGUGAGUAACCCACUCAGGUUAAAUUCUUUCAAGCCAUUCAUGAAGGUAAAUCUGGCAAAUGCCGGAGAAUGAUUCCUUUAAAUGUUAGUGGAUCUGAAGUGUAGUAAUUUUCCAAGUCAUUUUUGGGGCCGAUUAUCUUUUUCUCUUCAAAUGUCGAAUUUCCCGCUUUUUCGAGUUGAAUUUGCGAGUUA